Molecule: messenger RNA, 3917 nt
Organism: Cucurbitaria berberidis CBS 394.84
Lineage: Eukaryota; Fungi; Ascomycota; Dothideomycetes; Pleosporales; Cucurbitariaceae
Product: AAA-domain-containing protein
Exons: 2
Coding region: 93-3779 (1228 amino acids)
Biological process (GO): protein import into peroxisome matrix
Cellular component (GO): peroxisome; cytosol; peroxisomal membrane
Molecular function (GO): ATP hydrolysis activity; ATP binding
Source: RefSeq, a predicted model, not a curated record
CUCGGCUCAGGAAGAGAGAGAGCUCGAGCAUUCACUAGAAUGCUGGCGCUGCGGCUGUCUACUUUACUCUCUGCUCCCUACUACGAAGCAUCAUGCCGCCAAAGAAGCCUGCUGGCAAUGUGGUCCAGGCUGAGGUCGCCCUGCACCAGUCGUUGAAGAAUUGUCUGGUCAACCUCCCCUCUUCACUCGUCUCGGUGCUUGUGAAUGCCAACACGGUUGCGCAGAAUGUCGUCGUCGAGCUCUCAUACCGCCAGCCCCCUCCACCUGGCGCCUCAGAGACGAGGAAUGCUGUUCCGCAGAAGUCAGUCUAUAUGGGCUGGACGGGCAUGCAGAGCAAGCGCAGGAUUGCACCCGUAGUCGGUCGAGAUGGGCUGAGAGGCAGUCAGACCUCCAGCCAGCAAGAACUACCGGCGGUAGAGGUGGAUGCAACAUUCGCAAGAUUAAUUGGGCUUCAAGAAGGACAGAAAGUGGGCAUAUCGCUGCAUCUAGAUCCUCCUCAGGCGCACACUAUCAACAUUGAGCCUCUGACUCCUGUCGACUGGGAGAUGAUUGAGCUCCAUGCGCAAUUUCUAGAACUGAACUUUCUAUCCCAGAUACGCGCGCUACCAAACCCUCAGGCGCAGUCUCCACACCCGCUUACCCUCCACCUCUCGCCCACUACCACUGCGAACAUUACCGUCACAUCAAUCGCUCCUGCCCCGCCAACCGUCUCGCCAUUCGUCAAGAUAUCUCCCGAUGCUGAGGUUAUUGUUGCGCCGAAGACACGCCAGAAAGAGCGAAGCUCGACACGGGAGAGCAGGAGUGUCGGAGCUGCCUCUAGAAAGAGCGGGAAGAGCACCGCAAGCACAGUCAGGCGCCGCAGUGGCCGCGAUGACAAUGCUAGCAAGGGUGCCGUCUUCCUCCGAGGUGUCGAUCGUAGUGUAGCCCAGGAGUGGUUUGACGACGAAGAGGAGGUAGAUGCUCAGGGUCUCAAAGUCUGGGUAGACAAAGAUGUACUUCUCACGAAAGCCCUCAGGGGUGUCAACUGGGUUUCUGUAGCCAUCAUAAAACCUUCAGGACUCCAAGAGCCCGUAGACAUGUCGAAAGAGCAAGAUCAGGAGAAGCCUGCAACUCGUGUGGUCGCAAAGGUCGCAGCUUGGGAAGAUGCGCCCGAUAGUCGUCACAUUGCACUUUCAACCGAUCUUUGCAAAGUCUUGGGCUUUGCAGGCUUCGUUGGUGGUCUCGUUCGGAUUGAGGGUGCACCAAAUCAAACCGCAAAGCCCUCGGCCAUCAAGGCACAGGGCUCGAAAGAGUCUAGGGAGGUAGUGGCCAAGUCAGUCAAGAUCAUACCAUUCUCUACAAGCGCAUCACAGAGCAAUGCCUCUCUGAGGUUUGGUGGUGAGUCUAAGCAGGAGCAGGAAGAUGCUAUUCAGAAGAUCAAAACUAUAUACGGAAGAAAGAACGGGCUCUUGGAUGGACCAGUCACAGACGGUAUGGUGCUAUAUCCACCAAAAGACUCUGCGGCAGGUUGGGCAGGAGGCCUUGUAAGAUUCGAUCCACCCCAACCUGCGAGUGGUAUUUCAUGGGUGCUGUUUCCAGAGAGGAAGCUCCCGGUCGAGCUUGGACAAGAGAUAUCAACGCCGUCAAGCUGGUUGAGAGGCUCGCAACAGGGCGAUCCAUUACCGGAAAGUCCCCCAAAAUUAGUUGGCAUCGACCCUCUCGUCGAACAACUGCGGUCACAUCUCACACACAAUUCCUCCGUUCUGCUCACGGGUGGCCUCGGGGCUGGGAAGUCGAAUUGCGCGCAGCUUCUUGCACACCAGUUGCGAACAGAAUACCUGUUCAACACAAUCUACUUCCCCUGUCGUAAGCUAGUGACGGAUGAGACAAGAGUCGCAACCAUCAAGGAGACACUCAACAGGCUAUUCGCAUCUGCUUCCUGGGGCGCUAGAGGGGGCGGCAAUGCAGUGGUCAUCUUAGAUGAUCUAGACAAGCUAUGUCCAGUGGAGACUGAGCUACAAGUUGGCAACGAAAAUGGACGCAGUCGACAUGUCAGCGAAUGUCUCAUCAACAUUGUCAGACAGUACUGCUCGAUGGAUUCUGGGGUAGUCUUGCUGGCGACUGCACAAGGCAAGGAGGCUCUCAAUAAUGUGAUCGUCGGCGGUCACAUCGUGCGAGAGAUUGUCAGCUUGAAGGCACCGAAUAAAGACGGCAGACGAAAGGUACUUGAGAUGUUGGCACUCAAGGACGCAAAAGUCGAGUCGCCUCAGCAAACCAAUGGCCAUGCCUUCCCAGCGUCGCCUUCGAACAGCCGGCCAAGUACAUCGCAUCGUAGUCAGCCCAGUGUUGGAAGCAUACAACAGGAGGAAGAUUAUGGGUUUGUUGUAGACUCCGCUAUCGACUUCCUCGAUCUCGCUGGCCAGACUGAUGGCUACAUGCCCGGUGACCUUGUCCUCCUCACUUCGCGAGCCCGCAACGAAGCACUCAUUCGCUCAAUCAGUGACUCCUCUAAUACUGUCUCCCUGACCAGAGACGAUUACACUCAAGCACUAUCUGGUUUCACACCAGCCUCCCUUCGCAACGUAACACUACAAUCCUCAACUACAAAAUGGGACUCAAUAGGUGGCCUCCUCACAACACGCCAAACCCUCCUCGAAACCUUACAGUACCCCACCACAUACGCGCCCAUUUUCGCCCAAUGUCCUCUUCGGUUACGCUCAGGUCUACUCCUCUAUGGCUACCCCGGCUGUGGCAAGACCCUACUCGCCUCCGCCGUAGCAGGCGAAUGCGGGCUAAACUUUAUAUCUGUCAAGGGCCCCGAAAUCCUUAACAAGUACAUCGGUGCGUCUGAAAAGAGCGUCCGAGACCUUUUCGAGCGCGCAGAAGCAGCACGGCCGUGCGUCCUCUUCUUCGACGAAUUCGAUUCUAUUGCUCCGAAGCGCGGGCAUGAUUCCACGGGUGUGACGGAUCGUGUGGUCAAUCAACUGCUCACACAGAUGGAUGGUGCGGAGGGACUAAGUGGUGUCUAUGUGCUUGCCGCGACGUCAAGGCCUGAUCUGAUUGACCCUGCGCUUUUAAGGCCGGGACGAUUGGAUAAGAGUCUUCUCUGCGAUAUGCCGGAUGUGGAAGAGCGUAUCGAUAUUCUCAAAGCUGUGACGCGGAAGUUACAUCUCGCGCCCAGCGUUCUUGAAUUUGACGACGCUGGUGAGAAUCUAAGAGAGAUAGCGCAAAGGACGGAAGGAUACUCCGGCGCAGAUCUACAGGCUGUAGCUUAUAAUGCUCAGCUUGAAGCUAUCCACGAUGUGCUUGGGGACACAGACUUGGGCGAUCCAACGAAGAGCGGAGACGGAAAGAAGAACGGGACGAGCGCUGCAGGGAAAGGAAGCAAAGAGAAAGGCAUCCCGGAGUUCACACACUUCCGUUAUGGCGACCCGGCAUCUGAUACAUCAGCAUCCACACCAGCAAAAACCUCUUCUCAACUCACUGAGCGCGCUAUGAUCGCCCAAAAGAUUGCUGCCCUACAAUCGCUUCGCCGCAAGCAGAAACUACUUCAACGUCCUACUUCAAGCCACAAUGAUGAUGAGAAAGAUGGCAAGGUUGACGACGACAAUGAGAGGAAAGACCCAGAGAUCCAGUGGAAGCAUAUUGAACAUGCCCUCGCGACAGGACGCAGCAGUAUCUCUGCGCAGGAGAGGAUGAGACUGGAGAGGAUAUACAGGGAGUUUGUAGAGGGACGGGAUGGGGAUUUACCGAAUGGGCAGGGCGGGACAGAGAUUGGUGGGAGAUCGAGCCUGAUGUAGUGGACAUGUAACUAUAUAUAUUUGGAUUACGAGGCGGCUUGGGAUCCGCUAGGAUAUAGUAUGGCUUGGAUACAUAUAGUGUACAAUAGAAUGUACAUAAUGUUCGGACAUGGCGCUUUGCGUAAUGACAGAAUCUCC